Molecule: messenger RNA, 2418 nt
Organism: Trichoderma virens Gv29-8
Lineage: Eukaryota; Fungi; Ascomycota; Sordariomycetes; Hypocreales; Hypocreaceae
Exons: 3
Biological process (GO): magnesium ion transmembrane transport; intracellular magnesium ion homeostasis
Cellular component (GO): plasma membrane
Molecular function (GO): magnesium ion transmembrane transporter activity
Source: RefSeq, a predicted model, not a curated record
AGCAGCAAUCGCUUCACGCCCCUGGGCCCCGGGCCCUCAGCAGCUGCAUCGUCAGCUCUCGCUGAACCAUCGCCGCCGCAGCGGCCGCCGAAGAAGAGAAAGGGCCAUCGCGGCGGCAAGAAGAAGCGGACCAGACGCAAGAGCUUUGCCAUGCUGCACGACCAUGAGAUGGGCGAGUCGUCGGGAAAUGGAUUCUACCAGGUGGCGCAGGCCAGCCUCAGCGGCACGAGCAUCGACAGCGAAGCGCUACUGGAUCACAGAGAACAGCAACCCAUGCGUGUGCGCCGGUCGUCGACGAUAGCUGGGCCCGGCUCCUUUCAGAAUCCCUUCUCGUCCAUCAGCAGCACCCGCCUCCGGUCCAUGCAGACGGCCCAGAGCGGCGACGAAAGCCCUUCUGGCCGUUGGGAUGAGUCUUCGCCGCUACUUACUGAGCCGGCACGGCGCCCGGGAUCGCAGGGUGGCAUCCCCAGCUACGGCACAAGCGAUGCGCGACUGGGCCGAAAUCGAAGUCGGAGGGCAUCCAGUGCGUCUUCUAGGGCGAGGCUGAGGACCGCCUUCAGCACAAAGGACAAGUACGAUGUCAAUCACCCGCCGUCUAUCCCCGGCUCUCCUACCUUUGGUCCGUCCGAUGGCAUGGAUUUGAACUUUGGCGAUGUCAUGAUACGAGAUGAACUCACCAUGGGAAGCGGUGAUGAGGCGCUUUUCGACGUCGAGGAGGAUCAUGGUGACAACGAAAGAAGGCUGGCGCCAGAACCUUCCGGCGACGUUUGCUUCCCUGGACCCGGCAUGUCUGAUAUUGGCGACGAUGAGACCGCUUCUCGAUACGAGAGACGGUAUAGAACGCGCCGCCGUCGUGGCCGAUGGCCAGAUCUGUCUGUUCUGGAAGACUGGAUGCGAUACGAGAAGGAGGACCGCAGCGAUGAGCGACGAGUUAAGACGAUUACGGAGCCUCAACUCAUCAACGGCCGUCUGCGCCCGGUGCGCAAGGGCUGGUUCCAAACCGACGAAGAGGCGCCCUAUAGAUUUACCUAUUUCAACGAAGAAUUCCAGAGCACGAUUCACAGUCAGACGAUUUCAGAGCUUGUUCAGCAGGGAAGCGAUUUCCAAGGGCUCUUCAUUCCCGAACCCCGCGUCCUCUCCUCGGAUGAAGAGAGCGACUCUGAGGAUAUCCUAUCGCAGCCAUCCAAACCUCGAUACUCGGCAGAGCUUGAGGCGGAUACAAAGCCCCCAACGCGGCAGCCUUCCCUUGACACUAGAAGGGAGGGCUUCAUGUCACCGCCUGUGAGAGAUGAAACAAAUACCAGCUCGAGAUCCGACUCAAUUCGUGGCGGGAACAAGUCGCCUGAGAAUCUUGCAGCACCAAAAGAUAACCACACAGACAUACCAAAAAUAGCAGAGAAGCCAGUUCGAUAUGGGGAGAGGCCGGUGUGGUGGCUCGAUGUACUGUGCCCAACGGAAGACGAGAUGAAGGUUCUUGCAAAGACAUUUGGAAUCCAUCCCUUAACGGCGGAAGACGUCAUGCUGCAAGAAGCUCGUGAAAAGGUUGAGCUGUUCCGUCAUUAUUACUUUGUCAACUACCGCACAUUUGACCAAGACAUCAACAGCGAAAACUUCCUGGAACCUGUCAACAUGUAUGUAAUUGUCUUCCGGGAGGGAGUCCUGAGUUUUCACUUUUCCGUCACGCCACAUCCCGCCAACGUUCGCCGACGAAUACGACAGCUGAGGGACUACUUGAUCCUCUCUUCCGAUUGGAUCUCAUAUGCCAUCAUUGACGAUAUUACCGACGUUUUUCAACCCCUCAUUCAGAACAUUGAGGACGAAGUUGAUGAAAUCGACGACUCCAUUCUGCAGCUCCAUACGUCUGAAGAUAAGCGAUUGCAAGAUGAAAAAUCUAGCAAGCACGACGACUCUACAACAAUUGUAGACUCAAGUGGCGACAUGCUUCGACGUGUUGGAGACUGCCGAAAACGAGUCAUGAGUCUAUACCGGUUACUAGGUAACAAGGCGGACGUUAUCAAGGGAUUCGCAAAGCGCUGCAACGAGAGGUGGGAGGUUGCCCCCAGAUCAGAGAUUGGCCUGUAUCUUGGCGACAUUCAAGAUCACAUUGUGACUAUGACUUCCAACCUUAGUCACUAUGAGAAAAUAUUGGCUCGAUCUCACGGCAACUAUCUGGCGCAAAUCAAUAUCCGGAUGAACGAACGACAAGAGCAGACCGCCGACGUGCUCGGCAAGCUCACUGUCCUGGGUACCAUUGUCCUGCCCAUGAACAUCAUCACCGGUCUGUGGGGAAUGAACGUCUGGGUACCGGGGCAAGACAUCGAGGGCGAUCUCACCUGGUUUGUGUGUAUCACGGCAGGUCUUCUCUUCUUCGGCUUGGCGUGUUAUUGGAUCGCAAAGCGAGUAUAUAAUAUCGUUUGA